UCACACUCUCACCCACUGCACAAACAUUGGCUCUCACACUUACCAGAUCACAAUGGGAGAACAUAAUCUUCUACGUCUGGCUGCCAUAGUGGUUUCUGUGGUUGGCUUUGUAAUAAGCUUAGUGUUCAAUGCGCUGUCAGCACUGGGAAUUGGUCCUUAUUUAACCACUACAUCCAAUGUGUCUGCUAAGUUUGACACUGAGAUCACACCUUCAGGCUGGACCUUUAGCAUCUGGUCCGUCAUCUACAUCUGGCUGUCAGCCAUGAUCAUUUACAUUCUUGUGGGACUUUGCAGAAGGAAUAGUUAUGGCUAUGUUUAUUGCAGCCCUGCAGUAUUGCCCUAUGGAUUCUUCAUUAGCUGGUGCCUCAAUCUGUGUUUCAAUAUUGGCUGGCUGAUUGUUUGGGACCAAGGAGAAAUGAUUGCUGCAUUCAUUUUUCUCAUUCUGAUCAUCUGCACAAACUACUCUGCGGUUUGCUUCAUCUGCCACGGGCUUCAUAUUUAUGGACCAUGGCUCAAUAAAUACCACAAAACAGACCUGUGGUUACUGCGUGUGCUGGUUCAAAAUGGUGUGAUGAUAUACACAACAUGGACAACCAUUGCAACACUGAUCAACCUGACCAUUGUGUUGAUUUAUGAUGUGAAGAUGUCCCCAACAGAUGCAGCCACCAUCUCCUACUCUGUUUUAGGUCUAUUGUUGCUUGUGUGGUUUAUCCUUGAAAACUUGGUCCUUGACAGACAUGUGCGCUACAUCCUCAUCAUUUACCCUGUAGUGAUCUGGGCCCUGUCUGGAAAUCUAGACAAAAACUAUAACUUUAACUCUGCCAAUCGCAACGGCAUCCUCAUUGCUGUGCUGUUGGCUUCAUCCUGUGUGCUGUUUGUCGUGAGGAUUGCUUUAGUGAUCUGGAGACAUAUAAAACAACCGCUCUAUGAAGACGUCAGUCCUGAAACUAUGGAACCGAUGGACAUUGCAGAGAAGCAGAAAAAGAUAUUUCACUAAAAAUUCUUCAGAACCUGUUAUGGCACAACAAAAGUGAUGGAUGAUGUCACAUAAUAUAGAUGUACAGCAUUAUUUUUAAUCAUAGGGACAAAUAUUCACUUUUGUAUGAUGGUAUGAAUUGUUUAGUUUGGGUUUUUAAAACACACUCCUGUAGUUUGUAUAGUUUUAUUGAAUAUAUAAUCGCAUUGUUAUUAUUGUUAUUCUACAGUAACUUUAUAUUUCUCAUUCUGUUGUAUUGUUUUCUUUUUUGCUUUUGUAUGAGCUGUUUAAUUGUGAUCCAGCAGAUGAAUGAACAACGUGUUUCUACAGCAAAAGUCUGUAAAAAAAAAAGCCUGGACAAUUUCAUUAUCAAGAUAUUGUUGAAAAAAGGUGUUGA
Betta splendens (Siamese fighting fish) is the source of this 1373-nucleotide messenger RNA. RefSeq lists its product as uncharacterized. NCBI's taxonomy places the organism in Eukaryota, Metazoa, Chordata, Actinopteri, Anabantiformes, Osphronemidae. The record is from RefSeq and is a predicted model, not a curated record. The coding region runs from base 53 to 997 and encodes 314 amino acids. The transcript is spliced from 8 exons.